AUGGACUAUGCCGAGGACCAAGAGAUCUACAACAACGGUGGCAGCUACGGCUCCUCUAAAAUGCCAAUGGCAGCGGAUCAUUCAAGACGAGCGUCUGUCAGCGCCUCAGGCCGUCGACGAAAGUCAGCAUUGACCAAGUCACCCCUCCAAAAGCUGGAGCUGACGCUCGAUAGUAUGACCAAGGAACAAAAGCGCGCGCGCGUAGAGGCCGCCGAGAAGCGGGCAAGAAGCAGGCAACAGCGGGCUGUAGGUGUUGAGCCAUACCAAGAGCCCGAGCCUGCGAUCCAAGAGCCAGUCACACAUGCCCGCAAGCCGUCCGUCACCUACUCCGACUCGAGAGCUGCUCCAGUCUCCGUACCUGGCCCGGCACAUCGGCACCAGCCAGGCCCCAGAGACGACGCCAAUCGGCAUAUACCGGCGGCCAAUGUACCAGGGCGGCGCCAUUACCUCGAAGGAAGUGAACGUGAUCCUGUUCAACAAACGCAGCAAGCGACGAAGAGCCGAGUGCCCGCCCAUGUUCCUUCCGAGGAACCAUUCGAACCCGCGCUCCCGCAACGGAAUUUGAGCUUUCGAGAGCGCACAGCUCGGGACGAAAUCCAUCUGCUCCCCGAGCGGGACGCGCAGCAACCUCAACAACAAACGCAGCCGGCGAGUGGUUUUUCUUUGACACGCUCUGGCAGUAACAAGCUCAGAAAAGAGCCACCGGGGAAUUCAUGGGCACACUCGAGCACGGAAGCUGAACAUCUCGGCGCUGAGCCACGGAGAAGGGACGAGGCAAGUUUGCCUAGAAAGGCGCCCUCCACUACUAUAUCAGCACAAGGACACCUGCCGCAGCGACUUCGGGAUAAGCAGCUGCCCCCAGAGCCUCAAGAGUUCAAGCGACAUGCUACUGUAACGGCGCCGCGCAACGCCGUCUCUGCGUACCAGGACCAGCCAUUACAGUCCGUUCAGAGGAGAGCCACAGAGCCUUCGCACAAGAGCCAACAGGAUGAUGAGAGCUAUUUCCCACCUGUUGCUCGUCCCGGGGUAUUCAUGAUGCGAGGUCAACCUCACGAAGAUCCUAUCACACCCCAAUACGCAGCAGGGCGGCGCAAAAUGGAGAGGGAGGAUGAUCCUGCGUACAGCGAACCUCGACAACAUCGUAUAUCCGAUAUGCUAUACAGAGACCGGCAAGACAUGGGCCCUGGUGAUGGGCUGUACUUGCCUCCCCAGUGGUUGACUGAAUGGCAGCGCGCGCCCGUCGGCCAGCUCGCAGACUCUGCUCUCAAUUUGGUAAAAGAGAAGCCCUCAUCGCAGGACCAGAAUAAGGCGUGGUGGGAAGGUGGAAGAAGCAACGGUACAUCACUGUCCAAACAGCGCAAAGCCGAGACAAUCCAUCCGGGGCACAACGACCUCAACGGACCAACCCAAUUUCGGCCACCGCUGUACCUGGAAUGCGGCCCCUUGCUCCGCUACUGUGGCAUGGAGACUGAGAAGACGGGAGUGGUGAAUAGGGACGUCACAGACAGGGAAUUUUGGCGAGGCAGCGUGAUGAUUGUGACCCGCGAUUCGGAGUCGUCCUACGAAAUACCGCCGAUAUUGCGUCUCUUCCUCCAGGAUCUCGAGUUGCUGCCGGCGGCGCCUCAUCACAUCAACGGGGAGCUGUCUCCAGAGUACGUCGAUCCUAUCGCAGGACAUCCGAAAACAGGUCGCAGAGGGGAGACGCUGUUUGUGCGGCCUGUCGAUCACCUCGAGGAAGGUAGAGAUCUGUCCCAAGUCGAGACCGACGAUGGCCUCUUUGAAGCGUCCAGGAGUGCGCCCGAUAUGAUGCCUGGGGACGACACUUCCGACUACCCUGGCAGCUUUGCCAGCCGCAUGAAGCGUGCUGAAAUGGACGGUGAGAAGCUUGGUAAAUUCGCAGAGGUCAAGGGCUUCCGACUUCAUGCUGAGAGGGGCUGCACAUUCUGGCGCUUCAACAUUGAAAUUGAGCUGCGGGAGAGACAGCAACGCAUUGCUUAUCGUAUCAACAAGGGACCAAGCAAUUCCUUCUGGGUACCAGCUCGUGGUCACAGCAUGAACACCAUGUUUCACAGUUGCAAUGGCUUCAGUCUUGAUGCGAACCCGGAUGCGCUCAGCGGCCCGGAUCCCAUGUGGAGAGACGUGCUAAACAAUCAUCAGACCACGCCGUUCCAUGUAAUGGUCGGUGGCGGUGACCAGAUCUACAACGAUGAUGUUGCUGAGGAGUGCGACCUCUUUAUCGACUGGCUUGAGAUCAGGAAUCCACUGAACAAGCACAAUGCGCCAUUGACACCGGAGCUGCAGACACAGCUGGAGGAUUUCUAUUUCCGCCGCUACUGUCAAUGGUUUUCCAUGGGUCUGUUUGGCCUUGCCAACUCACAGAUCCCCAUGGUUAACAUCUGGUCUGACCGGGAGAGCUUUAACGGAUUUGGCUCGUAUCCCCACAGGGACAUGAACUCGCCGGUUCUGUCUGGCUUGGGUGCCGUUGCUUUCAAAUAUUAUAUGCUCUUCCAACACCAGAGUAUCAUUCCGGAAACCGAGGAGACGGAGCCCAGCUGGAUUCUAGGCACGGAGCCGGGGCCUUAUGUCAACGAGAAGUCACGCAGUAUCUAUGUGUCGCUCGGUUCGAAACUGGCACUCUUGGCCGCAGAUUGCCGUACUGAACGCACAGAGGACGACGUGAUCAAGGACGACACGUGGGAGAAAAUCAUGAAUAGGCUGUACGCCGAGGUGAGAAGGGGCCAAGUUGAGCAUUUGCUCGUCGUUCUGCCGAUACCAAUCGCAUACCCCCGGCUAGAGUGGUUGGAGAAUAUCCUAACUUCCCGAGCUCUGGGCCCUGUCAAAGCCUUGGGCAGGAGAGGUCUGCUGGGCAAUGCGCUCAACAAGAUCGACAGCGGUUCAGAGGUGAUGGACGAUCUCCGUGAUCACUGGACGGCGAAGAACCACAAGCACGAGCGCAGUAUCGUGGUCGAAGACCUUCAAGAUCUUGCUAUCGACAAGUCGCUGCGUGUCACGGUACUCAGCGGUGAUGUGAAUAUGGCCGCUGUUGGCCAAUUCUACUCCAAUCCCAAGCUCAAGCUGCCCAAGCAUAAGGAUCCUCGCUACAUGCCCAAUAUCAUCUCUUCGGCCAUUGCGAACGCGCCCCCACCAGACAUCAUGGCGGACGCGCUGAACAAGCGCGAUAAAAUCCACCACUUUGACAAGCAGACCGACGAGAGCAUGAUUCCCCUGUUCCACCAUGAUGUUGACGGCAAGGCCAGGAACAACAAGAGGCUGCUACCACACCGCAAUUGGUGCUCCAUAAGACAAUGGGUGCCUGGCACAACGCCACCUCCAACGCCCCCGCUGCAAGCUGCUGAUUCCCCGACCAACGAAGCGGCCGGAGGCGGCGGCGGUCUUCUGCGAAGGUUGUCUCUGAGCGGAGGAAUCAGGCCUGACACCUCAAAAGGAUCUGUGGACCGCUCGCGGCCACCAGUUGCCGGUGGCGGUCUACUACGGACCCUCUCUCGGCGACUGUCUCGCAGUGGGUCGCAGGAUGGCGUGCGGCCGAAGAAGUUAGUAAGAACAAUGUCUUUGGAUCGAGAGCAAGGAGACGCAGCGCAGCCGGCAGAGAAGCGAGGACUUUUCGGCUUUGCGCGACGUGGUAGCCUGCGCAGUCCUGAUGAUGGGGGCAUCAAUGGGCAAUGGGGCGAUGAUGAGGCGGACGCCAGAUACCCGGACAGGACUGAAGGGCCGCCUGAAGGAUAUGACGAUGGCGAAUUUCCGCGCGAGAGACGAGGACUGUUUGGCAGUCUUGGGCGUCGUCUGAGUCUCAGCCGAAAUCGCCGAGACCAGCAUGAAGACGACGAGUACGAAGAUGAGAUUAACCAGAGGCACGCGCCGCCCCAGCCUCGCCAGUCUCAGGACUAUUGGGAAGAAGAGCCACUGUCACAGAAGCGCGGCUUAUUCAGCGGUAUUGGUCGCCGCUUGAGCCGCAGCCAAAGGCGAACAGAUGAUGGUGGCACCAAUAGCCACUGGAACGACUACGAUGACUAUGAUGGCUAUCCGGACCAUCGAGAAGGACAGGGGCAACAACCAGCUGUUGCCUUUGAUGAUGAUGAGCCGCCAGAGAGACGCGGUUUCCUCCCGUUCGGUCGACGGACCAGCCAACGCCACGCACAUGACGAUUAUGACGAUUACGAUGAUUACGCCGAGCCUCGCCACCAGAGGCCUCACCGUCAGAAGCUAGGAUUAAGAGGCGGUGGUUUGGACGAUGAAUACUCAGACGGCGACGAGACCCGAUUCACAGCUCAGACGCCCCGGCGUGCACAGACUUUGCCUGUGGGCGCCCAGCGCACUGCUGGUGUCGAGGAGGAAAUACCGCCCCAGGCUUUGCGACCCUUCCACCGCACGCCAACCGGACUCUCAAUCAAGCAGCUGCGGAAGCCAGGUAACCACGAGAUUGACCUGGAAGGAGGACUGGAUAUCUGUCUGAAUGUCGAGGUUAACCCCCGCGACCCCACGGGUAUCACAGUGCCUUACCGCCUCCUUGUACCCAAGCUGUUCUAUGAGUACAGUCCUGAGGAGGAGGACGCUCCGCUAGAAGAACCAGCUACUGGCGUGAAUUUGACCCCCAGGAGAGUCCUGAGCUUUCCGCAUCUGCUCGUCGGUGUGUGGAUGGUUGUGUUGCUCUGGGGCGAACGAUGGGUGUUUGACAGCCGGGUGGCAAGCUGUGACUGGGACCAUUGGGAAGACUGGCCCAAGGAUGCUACGCCGCACCAUUUGAUCUUCGUCGCCGACCCCCAGAUCAUCGAUCCGCACUCCUACCCCGGUCGACCGUGGCCAUUGUCACCGCUCACGCUCCUCGUCACCGACAACUAUCUUCUACGCGGAUACAAAGCGCUGCAGUACCACCUCACACCCGACAGCCUAUUCUUCCUGGGCGAUCUCUUUGACGGCGGGAGGGAAUGGAGCACGGCGCGAGGCGAGUUUGUCGAUCCGAAAUGGGGACGACAGCGCAGCGGCGAGGAGAAGGCGUGGGUGGACACGUGGCACAGAAAAUACGGCGAAGACUACUGGCUGGGCGAGUACGCGCGGUUCGGAAACAUCUUCUUCGAUCACUUUAACGAGGGCGGACAGCAUCCCGGCAAAUGGCAACGUGGAAAGAAGCUGGUGGCCAGCCUGCCGGGGAACCACGACUUGGGCUUCGGCGCACAGGUGCAGGUCCCCGUGCGUGACCGAUUCGAGGCGUUCUUUGGGGAUGUGAACCGGGUGGAUGUUGUAGGGAAUCACUCCUUUGUAUCGGUGGACUCUGUCUCGCUGAGCGCGGACGUCAGCGAGUACAGGGACGCUAAGGACCUGACGCCCAUCUACGGGCCCGUGAACGAGUUCCUCGACAAGGCGCAAGACAUCAAGCGGAAGAGGGUGCACGAGGAGCUCAAAGUGUGGCACGGUGAUAUGAGCGUUGGGUACGGGCACAAGGUCGAGGGACUGGACGCGGCGAACGCCUUUUCAAAGAAGGACGUCUCAGGCGUGGGCGACCUCCCCACGAUCCUCCUGUCGCAUGUCCCGCUCUGGAGACCGGCUGGUACACCUUGCGGCCCACGCCGCGAGCACUGGCCGCCCGCGAAGUCACCCAAGGGCCAGACUGAGCCUGUCAAUCCGGACCAUCGAAAUGCGCUGUCCAUUUCUGCCGGAUACCAGUACCAGAACGUCCUGUCCGAGUCUGAUUCGAAGAAGCUGUUUGAAAAGGUGGGCAACGUUGUCAAUGUAUUUUCCGGGGAUGACCACGACUACUGCGAAAUCCUGCAUCCGAAUGGGGCUCGUGAAAUCACAGUCAAGAGUCUGAGCAUGGCCAUGGGCGUGCCGACGCCUGGCUUCCAGAUGCUCAGUCUCUGGAACCCUGUUGACGCCCACGCACACCGUCUCAGCGAGGGACCAACGGUGCAGACACACCUUUGUCUAUUGCCCAAUCAGUUGCAUACAUACAUGCGCUACGUCGGCUUCAUCGUCGUUUCGCUCGUCGUCCUCGCCGUCCGUGCCAUGUUGGUUCCCGUCCUGAACCUCCAACCUUUCGCUCUUGAGCAGCAUGAAAUGGCCGGACCGCCACUGCUCCCAACCUCCAAGGGGAAACAUAAGAUGGAGCCCCCCAUAACACAGUCCGGCAGCUCCGCUUGGGCGCCUCGCGCGCGAGCCUCCAGCCUGACAGGUUGGGCGUCCAGCAAGCGCCGUGGUGGGCCCUCCGCCGGCCCACGAAUCCGUCUCGACGAAGACCUAUACGACAACCGCCGAGGCAAGGUCGAUGGACGACGCGUCCUGGGCACCGUGGGCAGAGAGAUGUGGACGAUGACCUGGAGAGUGACGUGGAUGGCGUUGUUGUGGUUUGCGUUCUUGGCCCGAGAGCGGUGA
Molecule: messenger RNA, 6384 nt
Organism: Emericellopsis cladophorae
Lineage: Eukaryota; Fungi; Ascomycota; Sordariomycetes; Hypocreales; Bionectriaceae
Exons: 4
Coding region: 1-6384 (2127 amino acids)
Cellular component (GO): membrane
Source: RefSeq, a predicted model, not a curated record